Molecule: messenger RNA, 657 nt
Organism: Raphanus sativus (radish)
Lineage: Eukaryota; Viridiplantae; Streptophyta; Magnoliopsida; Brassicales; Brassicaceae
Product: abscisic acid receptor PYL7
Exons: 3
Coding region: 76-657 (193 amino acids)
Biological process (GO): abscisic acid-activated signaling pathway
Cellular component (GO): cytoplasm; nucleus
Molecular function (GO): signaling receptor activity; protein phosphatase inhibitor activity; abscisic acid binding
Source: RefSeq, a predicted model, not a curated record
UUCUGUUUUAUCCACUCUCCUGACAUCAGAUACCUCAAAAGCACACUGAAGAAGAAGAAGAAGCAAAGACAAGAGAUGGAGGGGAUCAUCGUAGACGAUACAGAGAUUAACGGAGCUCUUGUCACGCCGCAGUACACACGGUUGCAUCAUCGUCACCAUUGCAGAGAAAACCAGUGUACCUCUGUUCUCAUCAAAUACAUUCAAGCCCCUGUUCAUCUCGUUUGGUCACUUGUUCGGAGAUUUGAUCAGCCUCAGAAAUACAAACCAUUUGUAAGCAGAUGUACAGUUAAUGGUCAUCCUGAGAUCGGUAGUCUCAGACACGUAAACGUCAAAUCUGGUCUCCCGGCCACAACCAGCACCGAGAGAUUGGAACAGCUUGAUGAUGAUGAACGCAUCCUCGGCAUCAACAUCAUUGGUGGUGAUCACAGACUCAAGAACUACUCUUCUAUCUUAACUGUACAUCCGGAGAUGAUCGAUGGGAGAUCAGGAACUAUGGUGAUUGAAUCUUUUGUUGUGGAUGUUCCUCAAGGCAACACCAAAGAUGACACAUGUUACUUCGUGGAAUCACUCAUCAAGUGUAACUUGAAAUCCUUGGCUUCUGUCUCUGAAAGAUUGUUUGCUCAGAACAUAACCAAUCCCAUCGCUGCCACCUUCUGA